AUGACACUAGUCGUCGUUGAGGUUGCCCGAGUCAUCCCGGACUCGGACAACUCGCUCACAAUCCCGUUGACUUUCUUCGAUAUACAAUGGCUAGGGGGCCACCCAGUCAAGCGAGUCUUCUUCUACAGACUCACCGAGUCUACUCGUGAGCACUUCCAUUCUUUCAUCCUCCCUAAACUCAAACUCUCUCUUUCCCUCGUCCUCCAAAACUACCUCCCUCUCUGCGGCCGCAUCACGUGGGAGCCAAACACGCCCAAGCCGAGCAUCGUCGUCUCUCAAAACGACGCUGUUUCAGUGACAAUAGCCGAGAGAGACUCUGAUUUUUCUCUUCUCUCCGGCUAUGGACGGCGACCAGUCUCCGAGUUACACACUUUGAUACCCGAGUUACCAGCUACCGAUGACUCAGCCACCGCGUGCUCUCUGCAAAUCACGCUCUUCCCGAACCAAGGAUUCUCCAUCGGCGUUUCAGCACACCACGCCGUUUUGGAUGGAAAAACGUCAAGCAUGUUCAUCAAAGCUUGGGCUCACUUGUGCAAACAACACCUUGAGAACAGAGUUGUCUCUCUACCGGAGAAUCUAACUCCGUCUCUUGAUCGGUCGCUGCUCAAAGAUUUUACAUGGCUCGAUGAAGAGAUGAUCGAGGUAGUGACAUCUCUGAAAGCGGACAAAACCAACAAGAGAGGCCUGAGUCCGAUUCAUCAGGCCAUGAAACUCGGGGAUGAUGUCUUGAUGGCCACGCUCGUGCUGACUCGCGUCGACGUCGAGAGACUCAGGGAGCGAGUCAAGAGCGAGUCGUCGUCACCGAGUUGUCUCCUUCACUUGUCGACUUUCGUCAUCGCCUACGCUUACGCUUGGACCUGCUUGGUGAAGGCGCGUGGAGGAGGAAACACUGAUCGUACCGUGAAUUUCAGUUUCACUGCAGAUUUGAGAAAGUGGUUGAAUCCGCCGCUUCCGGCGACCUACUUCGGGAAUUGUCUGUUUGGGCGGGGUUGCUUCAACCGCAAGGCGGCGGAGUUUGCGGAAGAGAGAGGAUUCGUUACCGCGGUGGAGAUUCUCAGCGAUAUGGUCAAAGGCUUGAGUUCACUAAAGGUAGAGACGAUCGCGAAAGUACACACGGCGAUGAUCGAUUCCGGGCGUGGGUGCUCACAAUUCGGCAUCGUAUCCGGGUCGAACCGGUUGGGAGUAUACGAGUCAGAUUUCGGUUGGGGAAGACCGGUUAAGGUUGAUGUUGUAUCUAUUGAUCAAGGUGCAAUGUCAAUGGCAGAGAGACGUGACGAAGCAGGUGGCAUGGAGAUUGGAGUGUGCCUAAAGAAGGCUGAAAUGGAAUUGGGUGAAGAAGAAGCAUUAGGGUUAAUCAUGUGCUUGGACGGAUUUACCGUAAAACGCCUCGGAGGAAACAUAUGUGGCGGUAGAGAUCAAGGCGUCAAUGACGGAGAGACCUCUGGUGGAUGCUGGUGGAUGUUGUUGUUGUUGGCGUUGAGCCAAAGGAGCAAAAGAGAUAUGCGAUCUCAUGGUGGUGACAACUUGAGAAGCACGAUGGCUUAUGAAGCAUUGAGGUUUAAGGAAGAACUAUGA
Molecule: messenger RNA, 1575 nt
Organism: Microthlaspi erraticum
Lineage: Eukaryota; Viridiplantae; Streptophyta; Magnoliopsida; Brassicales; Brassicaceae
Source: the annotation of a GenBank genome assembly